AUGAGGAUCACGGAGAUUGUUAUAGACGGUUUCAAAUCGUAUGCCGUACGUACGGUGAUUUCAGGAUGGGAUGAAUCAUUCAACUCGAUCACUGGCCUUAACGGCAGUGGUAAAUCCAAUAUUCUCGAUGCUAUUUGUUUCGUUCUCGGAAUUACGAACAUGAGCACCGUCCGCGCGCAGAACCUACAAGAUCUCAUCUACAAGCGAGGUCAGGCCGGUGUGACCAAAGCCAGUGUGACGAUCGUCUUCGAUAACCGGGACACCGCCAAAUCGCCCAUCGGCUUCGAAGAAUAUGCGAAUAUCUCGGUGACCAGACAGAUUGUCCUUGGUGGCACGAGUAAAUACCUGAUCAACGGCCAUCGCGCGCAGCAGCAGACAGUGCAAAACCUGUUCCAGAGUGUUCAGCUCAACAUAAAUAACCCAAAUUUCUUGAUUAUGCAGGGACGGAUUACCAAGGUCCUGAAUAUGAAAGCAGUUGAAAUUCUGUCGAUGAUUGAGGAAGCCGCAGGUACGCGGAUGUUCGAGGAUAGGAGAGAGAAAGCCGGCAAGACAAUGGGCAAAAAAGAAUUGAAGUUACGUGAAAUCGAGGGUCUUCUCCAGGAAGAAAUUGAGCCUAAGCUCGAGAAAUUGAGAUCCGAAAAACGAGCUUUCCUUGACUUCCAGCAAACCCAGAACGACCUGGAGCGUUUGACUCGCCUGGUUGUUGCUCACGACUAUCUCCGGGGUGGUGAGCGGCUGCGUCUUGCCGGUGAGGAGUGCGAGAAAAAGAGAAGCAAGGUUCAAACGCUUGAAGAUAAUGCGGCCAGGCUUAAGAGCGAGAUAGCCCAUCUGGAAGAAGAUGUGAAGCGAGUUAGAGCUGCCCGUGAUAAGGAGCUGCGGAAAGGGGGUAAAUUCCAGGCUCUUGAGGAUGAAGUUAAAUCCCAUUCCCAUGAGCUCGUCCGAUUGACCACCGUGUUCGAUCUGAAGAAUGCUAGUAUAGCUGAGGAAAAAGAGAAGCAUAAGGAUGCCCAAAAAACUGUUAAUGACCUGCAGAAACUCCUCAAAGACAAGAAAAAGGUCUACGAUAAGCUACAGGCACAAUACGAUACUGCAAAGGCAGAAUUAGACGCCCAAACUGCCGAAGUGGACCAGAAGGAGGAGUUGCUGCAGACUUUGCAGACUGGUGUGGCCUCAAAAGAAGGCCAGGAGAGUGGGUAUCAAGGGCAGCUACAAGACGCCCGUAAUCGUGCCAGUGCCGCAGCCACGGAACAAGAACAAUCGAAACUCAAGAUCACGCAUCUGGAAAAGCGGAUCAAGGAAGAGGAGCCUAGAGCGAAGAAAGCCAAGGAGCAAAAUUCGGGUUUUCUUAAGGAGCUGGAGGGCCUUAAGUCCCAGGCUAAGAAGCUGGAUGCGGAGCUUGCGCGACUUGGUUAUGAACCAGGACGAGAGGAACAACUCUACCAGGAACAGAACAACCUACAGAAAGACAUUCGCGACCUGCGACAAAGCGCCGAUGCUCUUCAGAGGAAGGUCGCGAAUAUCGACUUUCAAUAUACCAACCCCCACCCGAACUUCGACCGUUCUAAGGUCAAGGGCUUAGUGGCUCAGUUGUUCACCUUGAGCAAAGAAAAGCUUCAAGCUGCAACUGCGCUGGAGAUCUGCGCUGGCGGUCGCUUGUAUAAUGUGGUUGUUGACACUGCAGAGACGGGCACGCAGCUACUGCAGAAGGGAAAAUUGCGCAAGCGUGUGACAAUCAUUCCUUUGAACAAGAUUUCGUGCUUCAAAGCAUCUGUUGAGAAAAUUGGCGCAGCGCAGAAUCUUGCACCUGGGAAGGUGGACCUGGCCUUGUCUCUUAUAGGCUACGAUGACGAGGUCACGGCGGCAAUGAACUACGUGUUUGGCAAUACCUUGGUCUGUAACGACGCAGAUACGGCAAAGAGGGUGACUUUCGACCCAUCUGUUCGGAUUAAGAGUGUGACCCUCGAUGGCGAUGUCUAUGACCCUUCUGGCACUCUGUCCGGUGGUAGCUCACCGAAUUCGAGUGGAAUGCUUGUUACCCUACAGAAGCUUAACGAGAUCACCAGGGAAAUCAGGAACAAAGAACGUCUGUUAGCUACGCUUGAAGAAACUAUGAGAAAGGAGAAGAAGAAGCUCGAUACGGUCCGCUCGAUCAAGCAGGAAUUGGACCUCAAGACGCACGAGAUCAAGCUUACUGAGGAGCAAAUAAGCAGCAACUCUUCUUCGUCGAUUAUCCAAGCUGUCGAGGAGAUGAAGGCGAACAUUGCACAGCUGAAGAAUGACAUUUUUGACGCGAAGACUCGUCAGAGUGAGGCAUCCAAGGAUAUCAAACGCAUUGAGAAGGAUAUGAGCGAGUUCGACAAUAAUAAAGAUAGUAAGUUGGCGGAACUUCAAGCUUCCCUGGAUUCCCUUAAGAAGAGCCUUUUGAAGAAUUCGAAUUCAGUCAAGACUCUGCAGAAAGAGCUUCAAAAUUCUCGACUGGAGUCUGAGCAGGCUGGCAGCGAUCUUUCUGCCGCAGAGGAGCAAAGUGCUGAAGCGGAAAAUGCUCUGCGGGCACAGAUGGAAGAGAUUGAAUCGCUGAAGAAGGAACAAACCCGCAUCAAGGACGCCCAUGAUAUGGCCCAAGCACAGCUAGAUGACGAAAGGGCCAAACUCACUGGCUUCGACGAUGAGCUACGGGACCUGGAUAAGACAAUGCAGGCGAAGAAUUCGCAGAUUACGGAAGAAGGACUCGAAAUGCAGAAGCUUGGUCAUCAGCUGGAGAAGCUCCAGAAAGACCAGCAGGCCGCGGCCCAAGCCGUCGCUCAUAUGGAGGAAGAGCACGAGUGGAUCUCCGACGAAAAGGAUAAUUUCGGACGACCCAACACUGCGUACGACUUCAAGAACCAGAACAUUGCCGAAUGCAAAUCCACACUGCGCAACCUCACGGAACGAUUCCAGGGGAUGAAGAAGAAGAUCAACCCCAAGGUUAUGAACAUGAUCGACAGCGUGGAGAAGAAAGAGGCUGCUUUGAUGAACAUGAUGAGGACGGUGAUCCGGGAUAAGCGCAAGAUCGAAGAGACCAUCGCCAACCUCAACGAGUACAAGAAGGAGGCGCUCCACAAGACCUGGACCAAAGUCAAUGCGGACUUCGGGCAGAUCUUCGCUGAACUUCUGCCGGGUAGUUUCGCCAAACUGGAUCCCCCCGAGGGCAAGGACAUCACCGAUGGUCUGGAAGUCAAGGUGUCUCUGGGCAAGGUCUGGAAACAGAGUCUGGCCGAGCUGAGUGGUGGACAACGAUCUCUCAUCGCUCUUUCGCUCAUCAUGGCGCUACUGCAAUUCAAGCCGGCGCCGAUGUACAUUCUAGAUGAAGUGGACGCGGCUCUGGAUUUGUCGCAUACGCAGAACAUUGGCCGGUUGAUCAAGACCCGGUUCAAGGGCUCCCAGUUCAUCGUUGUCUCCUUGAAGGAUGGCAUGUUCCAGAACGCCAACCGGAUCUUCCGCACGAGAUUCAGCGAGGGCACCAGUAUUGUUCAAGCUCUGACGCCCGCGGACAUGAAGUAA
This is a messenger RNA of Aspergillus tanneri, 3540 nucleotides long. RefSeq names its product condensin subunit SMC2 (gene SMC2). Bases 1 to 3540 code for a protein of 1179 amino acids. The record is from RefSeq and is a predicted model, not a curated record. Gene Ontology annotation, biological process: chromosome organization. Gene Ontology annotation, molecular function: ATP hydrolysis activity; ATP binding; protein binding. NCBI's taxonomy places the organism in Eukaryota, Fungi, Ascomycota, Eurotiomycetes, Eurotiales, Aspergillaceae. The transcript has 6 exons. Gene Ontology annotation, cellular component: chromosome.